CGCACAUACGAAGUGACAACCAUGACAAGUGACAAAUUUGGCGCAGGAACAGACGCGACUGUAUAUAUUCAGCUUUACGGCGCCAGUGGAGAGGCAACGGAAAAGGUGGUUCUAGCGAAUCGCGUAGAUUCCAAGAAGUGCUUCGAAAGGAAAAGCCGUGACGUCUUCUUUGUGCAGCUCGAAGAGAUAUCAGAGCCCCUAAGCAAGCUGAGGAUCGGCCAUAAUGGCUCUGGAGUGGCCGCAGGAUGGCAUCUUGAUCGUGUCGAAGUUCCUAUCACUUACGUAUUCCCAUGCAACCGAUGGUUGGCCAAGGACGAAGAGGACGGAGCACUUGAUCUCGACCUACUGCCCACUCGAGUAAUGAAGGGCAGCGAUCUGGUCGAAACCGGGCCGGGCCUGAGCACGAAGCUCUACCAGAUCCGAGUGAUAACUGCCGAUGUCAAGGAGGCUGGUACAAAUGCCAAUGUCUUCCUCACACUCUACGGAGACAAAGGCGAUUCUGGCGAGCGUAAAUUGGAUAAGUCGGAAACGCAUCGGGACAAGUUUGAGCAAGGCAAAAUGUAUUCACACAAUUUCGUCUAA
Molecule: messenger RNA, 582 nt
Organism: Protopolystoma xenopodis
Lineage: Eukaryota; Metazoa; Platyhelminthes; Monogenea; Polystomatidea; Polystomatidae
Source: the annotation of a GenBank genome assembly